GAAUUUUGGCGCCAAAUUUCUUAUCUAAUCUCUUGUGUCUAUGGCAACGGCUUUAUCUUUUGACUCACGCGAUCGCAGUAAAUUUGUCCAUUUCGUUUACUAAACACGUUGUUUUAGAACGAUGUUCCAAAAAACUGGUUUCAUCAAAACUGGUCAAUUGAAAAUCCAACGGUGAAAUAUCGUGAAGAGAAAAUUUUUGAUCUGCUUAAGCAAGAGAGUCAUGUCUUCACCUGUCACUGGGGACUUGAGUCGGUCCACUCGAAUUGGCCCUGAAGGUCCGGAAUUCUGGAUCCAGCCAUGCGGAUACACAGUGGAAGGAAAUACUCCACCAUUUCCUGACUCUGUUUUAGCAGGAGAUUACAAAUCUUACCUGGAGAUGGACCUCCAUUACCUUGAAGAGCUGUGGCUAGAACAAUUUUGUCUGGAUAAAUUCCUAAUGUCUUUUGCCGAUCAAGUGAAAAGUGAUGAAGCUUACCGCUAUGAUUGGCUUCAAGUCAACACCGUCAUUCCAAAAAAUCCCGGUCAGCACUUGAAUGAAUCCCAUUAUUCUCAACUGCAAUUUCCUUCCAUGCUAACUCAAUCAUCCAACAUUUUCCAACGGAUCGCCAUUGGUUGGGAACAAAUGGAAUAUGAGAAAACCGAUUCCUUGUACAAAGAUCAUUUUACAUCCGCAAAAUUCCGCAUGAAAAAUACGUUGUGUCAGUUGGAUGGAUAUUUGGCUGAUAAGAAAAUGUCUCCGGCGCCCAAUCCGACCCGGUCCAUUAUGCCAAAUGAAUUGCGUUCAAUCACAAGCGCAUCUCAACGGGACGAACGUAAUUUCCGCAUCAUUAAAGAAUACGUCAACGCCCUAGAAUAUUACAUCGAUGUAUUCAGCUACUUCGAAACAGCUUUGGCUUCAAAGUCUUCCCUCUAAUUACAUUUCCUUGCUAAUUUUAUUAACUGCUUAAUUUUGUGGAUCACUUAGAGAAGAUUCGCAAGAUUUUUCUGCUACAAAAAAUCUCUCGUAUAAAAAGAUGUAUUAUUCCUAUAUGUUUAUUAUUUCGCAGUAUUUAUGAAUAAUUC
This is a messenger RNA of Daphnia pulicaria, 1062 nucleotides long. RefSeq lists its product as uncharacterized. Lineage: Eukaryota; Metazoa; Arthropoda; Branchiopoda; Diplostraca; Daphniidae. The record is from RefSeq and is a predicted model, not a curated record. The transcript is spliced from 6 exons. The coding region runs from base 221 to 913 and encodes 230 amino acids.